CUGUCAGUCCCUGUGCGUCUGGCUCUGCAGAGGAAGAUGGCGCCUCGGAGAGAGAGGCUAUCUACGCUGCCCCGGCUCCAGCUGCUGGUGCUGUUGUUGCUGCCUCUGUUGCUUGUGCCCCAGCCCAUCGCUGGCCAUGGCGGCAAGUACUCGCGGGAGAAGAACGAGCCCGAGAUGGUCCCCAAGCGCGAGUCCGGGGAGGAGUUCCGCAUGGAGAAGCUGAACCAGCUAUGGGAGAAGGCCCGGAGGCUUCAUCUGUCUCCCGUGAAGUUGGCUGAGCUCCAUUCUGACCUGAAGAUACAGGAGAGGGACGAGCUCAACUGGAAGAAACUGAAGGUGGAAGGCUUAGAUGAAGAUGGGGAGAAAGAAGCCAAACUGGUCCACAACCUCAACAUCAUCGUGGCCCGGUACGGGCUGGAUGGGAGGAAGGACUCCCAGACGGUACACAGCAACGCACUCAAUGAAGACACCCAGGAUGAGCUGGGAGACCCCAGGCUGGAAAAGCUGUGGCACAAGGCAAAGACGUCAGGGAAGUUCUCCAGUGAAGAACUGGACAAGCUGUGGCGGGAGUUUCUACACCACAAAGAGAAGAUCCAUGAGUACAACGUGCUGCUCGACACACUGAGCAGAGCUGAGGAAGGUUAUGAGAACCUGCUUGUUCCCUCCGACAUGAGCCACAUCCAGAGCGACACCCUGACCAGCAAGCACAGCGAGCUGAAGGACAGGCUGCGUAGCAUCAACCAGGGCCUAGACCGCCUGAGGAAGGUCAGCCACCUGGGCUACGGCUCCACCACUGAAUUUGAAGAGCCCCGAGUGAUAGAUCUGUGGGACCUGGCCCAGUCAGCCAACUUCACAGAGAAGGAACUGGAGUCAUUCCGGGAGGAGCUCAAGCACUUCGAGGCCAAAAUCGAGAAGCAUAAUCACUACCAGAAGCAGCUGGAGAUUUCCCACCAGAAGCUGAAGCACGUGGAGAGCAUCGGCGACGCCGAGCACAUCAGCCGCAACAAGGAGAAGUACGUGCUGCUGGAGGAAAAGACCAAGGAGCUGGGCUACAAGGUGAAGAAGCACCUGCAGGACCUGUCCAGCAGGGUCUCCAGAGCUCGGCACAAUGAGCUCUGAGGACCAGAAGCAACCAGCAGCAGCCCAGAGGGGCCUCUUGAAGACAACUGGGAGCCGUCAGCAUGUCAUGUGCAUGCAUAGACUUGUGGUGACUGGUGUGGCUGACCACAGUAACAAGGAGAACCUUUUGACACACCGAUCUGAUCCUGCUGUGGCUGGCAAGGACAUCUUUUCUUUCAAGCAAAUGUGGCUGUCACUACCCUGGUUGAGGGCCUUGGGUACAGCUGUCACUGAGGUGUGACUGUUCUCUGUGCUGCAGCAGAAGAGUUUACGUUGAAAUCACAUAAAUCUGUCACUGGAAAUGCUGUGUACAGAGUCCUUAAAUACAUGGCAGGAUUUCAAGCCA
Acomys russatus (golden spiny mouse) is the source of this 1465-nucleotide messenger RNA. It is a transcript of the gene Lrpap1, whose product is annotated as LDL receptor related protein associated protein 1. Lineage: Eukaryota; Metazoa; Chordata; Mammalia; Rodentia; Muridae. Gene Ontology annotation, biological process: negative regulation of very-low-density lipoprotein particle clearance; negative regulation of receptor internalization. Bases 37 to 1119 code for a protein of 360 amino acids. Gene Ontology annotation, cellular component: rough endoplasmic reticulum lumen; endosome; plasma membrane. Gene Ontology annotation, molecular function: heparin binding; low-density lipoprotein particle receptor binding; very-low-density lipoprotein particle receptor binding. The transcript has 8 exons. The record is from RefSeq and is a predicted model, not a curated record.